Puccinia graminis f. sp. tritici CRL 75-36-700-3 is the source of this 528-nucleotide messenger RNA. RefSeq lists its product as uncharacterized. The coding region runs from base 1 to 528 and encodes 175 amino acids. Gene Ontology annotation, cellular component: nucleus; cyclin/CDK positive transcription elongation factor complex. The record is from RefSeq and is a predicted model, not a curated record. The transcript has 3 exons. Gene Ontology annotation, molecular function: cyclin-dependent protein serine/threonine kinase activator activity. NCBI's taxonomy places the organism in Eukaryota, Fungi, Basidiomycota, Pucciniomycetes, Pucciniales, Pucciniaceae. Gene Ontology annotation, biological process: positive regulation of DNA-templated transcription, elongation; regulation of transcription by RNA polymerase II.
AUGGUUGACAAACCCAAUGGUGAAGCUGAAGGAGCAUUGGAAAUAAAACUUAAGGAGUUGCCUUCCAACGUUAACGUGGGCCCUAUCAACAACCAUCCAACCCAACAGGAGUUUCAAGUGCUCAAGCAGGAGAUACUCUAUUACGAGGAUAUCCUCCUACGCACGCUGUGUUUUGAUCUGGCCUGUCAAGUUCAUCCACGAGUCCCACACUUGGGCCCAGCCUUCGAAAUCGUCGAUUGCAGUCAAAAUGGCCGAUCGGGCCAAAGCCAAGUCGAUCACCAGGCCGCCUGGGGGUUUAUCAAUGAUUCCUUGAUGUCCCCGCUGUGUCUCGUCGCCAAACCCGAGCUCAUUGCUGCCUCAGCCUUCCUCCUCGCCAUCUCCCAUCAUCUCUCCAAAUCUCCGCCCUCAUAUCCGGACCAAGAGGGGAAUCAUCGAGAGCCACAUAACAUCGAAAAAAAUCCGGUCGACUUCCAUUGCUUCCUCAACCAUCCCCCUCGCGACGGACCCGAAGAGGGGUUGAUCCAAUAA